Messenger RNA from Drosophila arizonae, 3442 nucleotides. RefSeq lists its product as uncharacterized. The record is from RefSeq and is a predicted model, not a curated record. Lineage: Eukaryota; Metazoa; Arthropoda; Insecta; Diptera; Drosophilidae.
UAAUCAACUUCAAUAGCAGCGACAACAACAACAGCUACAACACGGGAUUAAAAAUCCAGCUACAACCACUGAGAAAACAAACAAACAACAACAACAAGAACCACAACAAAUGUGGUGGGUGCAUUGUGAUUAACAAGUCACAUACCACACCAGCACACACGCACAUACACACACAGAGAGAGAUCACACACAGGAGCGCCAAGAGUUUUUUUUCAGUAUGAUUCAACUGCAGACAAGACAAACGGCCAAAUGAUUCAUCUGUCGCGCAAAGAAAGUGAAGAUCAUUAAGAACUGGACAAGAACAAGAGACGAAAUUAAAGCGACCAAUUAAAGUGGAGCCUUAAUCAGCUGCAGUCGACGUAGUCCAAGUGGAUUUUACAGAACCGAAAUAACGACGGCAUGGCACACUUUUGCUGGUAUCAUAAAUUGGUCUUUUUGCUGCUGAUGUUGUGCUGCGGCUAUGCGCGACCAGCACCAGCCCCAGCCCCAGCCCCUGUACCGGUCCCUGCCCCCGCCCCUGUUGCUUCACCCAUAUCAGCGGGCAGGCAGAGUGAGCUCAUUGCGGGCAAUGAGUUUCUCAAGUUGUUCCUCGAUCACGACGAACAGCAGCGCAGCCUGCACAGCGAUGAGGAGCUCGAGGGAGCAGCUGCCGGCCGCCUGAACAGUGCCAGAAGCUUGGAGCACAAGACGCGCUACCGCAAUGCCAAUGCGCAGCACCAAGCGGACGCGGAGGGCAAGCAGGUCGUCAAGCUGGUGACCACAGGCAGCAAGAUUGUCUUUCUGGAGGAUGCACCCGGCUCGUCGUCGACCACAAAGCCAAAGUCCAGCGACGAGGUCAAGGUGGUCGCUGUCAGUGUUAGCUCCUCCAGUAAACGUGGCAGCCGCAUCAGCCGCACCCAGCCGCCCGCCUUCAAGCCCGCCGCGACGCACUCGCACCGAAGCAGUGCGCCAAGUGCAGCUGGCGUUGAUUUUGUCAAUCGCUCGCACAAGAGCGAGCUGUCCAUCGAGGAGACUGAGCCACGCCUCGCUGCCGAUGUCAUGGAUGCGGAAAGCGACUCGGUGAACAGUGCCUCCAAUAUACAAAACGUUUUGGCGGCGCCAUUGCUGGCGGCAGCCGCCWCCAGCCGCUCCAGUUCGGUGGCGUUUCGUGGCAGCUCUGUCCCCGGGCGAAAUGCCACGCGCAUAAAUCAGAGAGCGAACGAUCCGGAGUCGGCGUCAGAGGCGAAUACUCAUGAGUCGGUGGGUGAUGACAAAUUGCUGCCGUUCCAGACGGUGAUCUAUCACGACACAAAGCAGGGUCACGGACCCCAGUCAAGAUCAAUAUCAUACAGCUCCAUAUCGCAGAACGUGGACGAUCUGCAUGUGCCGGGCAGCUGGCACCAGUCGGCUGGCAUCUUGGCCGAGGCACAGCGCAACGUGAGCGACAGUCUUAAGCCCAUGCCACGUCUCGCCUCCGAGCCAUCCAAAUUCUAUUCUGUGCCAUCGAAAAUGUACAGUGUUCCAUCCAAGUUCUACUCGGAGCCAGCCAAGGUCUACUCAGAGCCAGCCAAGAUGUAUGGCCAGCCAGAAAAAGUAUAUUCGGAGCCGGCCAAAGUGUAUGGCCAACCGUCCAAGUUUUACUCAGAGCCAGCGAAAGUUUACUCGCAGCCAGCUAAGGUUUAUGGAGAGCCCGCCAAGACCUACUGGCCGCAAACUGUAACAACUGGGACGGGUACCGGCGUCGACGUCGGUGUCGGAGUUGGUCUCAGCACGACUAGCUCGCCCACCACAACAAGAUCGUCAACAUCAACAACGGGAGCAACGACAACAACAGCAGCGCCAGGGCCAGCAACUGUGCCACCGGGCGCUCUGGCUCCCACCACCUUUGUGCCCUCGCGUCGGCCAGCAAUUGUCUCGCGGAUUGCAUUCGGCGAGGCGCAAACAACGACAACAACAACAACAAGCAGAUCCAUGGAAUCCAAGACUGCAACGAGCAGCACGCUGCCCACCACUAGGCCAAGCACUUGGCAGCACCAUUAUCACAAUGGUCACAAUCAGCAUCUGCACCACAACCACCACCACCACCACAACCACCAGCAACAGCAGCAGACUGCAACGAGUGCGGGCAAUUCGCAGCCGCGUCGUGUACUCUUCAAUUUGGAUAAAUUACCUUAUGAUUUAUUGAAUGCACCGCAGCCGCAGCCAGCGCGCCAUCUAUUGGAGCCAAUUUUAUCAAAGAGUUCAAUUCCAAGCGACUACCAGCAACAGCAGCAACAGCAGCAACAUCAUCGUCCAUGUUGGGAGCAACAGCAACGUCAGCAUCCAUCACUGUCGCUUCAACAUUCUAAUCAAAAUGCCAAAGGAUUGCCCAAUAGAGAUCUAGUCAAGUGUGUUUCCAAAUUUGCACACCAGCACGCAUCGCCCGCAGCAGCGUCCGGCAUUAGCGCCUAUUCAUAUAGUUCCAGCUCUAGCAGCUCAUCAUCCUCGUCCUCCGCGUCCGCAGCGCCAACUGACGAUGAGACCAUGUUGCCACACUUUACAACCGAACGCGCCGAGCUCUACACACCGACCCCAGAGCAAAAUUACGAAAUUGAAGAGUCCGUUAGUGUUAUGACAAACGGACGAGCCCACGGACUGCAGGGUGGCAGCAGCAGCAGCGGCAGUGGAGGUGGCAGCGGCAGCGGCGCACUGGUCACAGCCACAACACCAGCCAGUCCAGCGAGCACAACACCAGCAACAUCCAUUGCUGCCGCCACAACACCAACAACAACGCAACACGGCCGCAAUCGUGGCCGAGACAGGGGACGUGGUUCGGUGGUGUACACCGCCAACGCAAAUGCCAACGACUAUGAUGGCGGCGGGGAUGAAGAUGCUGAGGGCAGGGGCAACGCAGAUGAGUCGGAUGAAGAUAAAGUCGCCUAUGUGGUGGAGGGACGCAACUAUCGCAAAUAUCGCGUCGAAGAGAAAACCGACGACGGCUUCAUCGUUGGCGAAUAUGGCGUCGUGGACCACAACGAUGGCAACCUGAGCGGCGUGCGUUAUACCGCCGACUCGACCAUUGAUCGUCGUUUGAUACAAAAGGCGUUGUUGACAUUUCUGAAGCUCAAGUAGUUGCAGUUGCAGUCACAGUCACAGCUGUACUCUGGCCGAGCUGACCGAGCUGACCCAACUGCCCCAGCUGCCUCAGCUGCCCCAGCUGCUGCCUCAGCUGCUUCAGCUGCCACAGCUGCAGCGGCAAUUCAUUUCAUACACAUGUGAUCCAAGUCGUAUUGUAGUUAGCGUAGCUUAAAUUAAUAUUAACUAGCCUUCAUUCAUACAAUCACAAUGACACCAGCUGAAAGUCGCAAUCGAACAAUCAACUGAUUUUUGUCGGUUCAGUUGUUUGGAGUGAAAGGAAUAUGCCACUUGAUUCGCAAGCAUUCAGAUAAUUUAAUAUCUAGUUACUAGUUGAACAUUAAGAAGU